AUUAGAAGUAAUACAAAAAAUGAUAGCCAAAUGUAAUAGAAAAGAAAACUGUGAGGCCGUGGUGAUAGGGAACUGUGGAUUUCGAAGUUGGAUGUCUUAUACUGUGAGACCAGGAAUCUCAAAGAUGAUAGACUUACCACCACGUGGCUUGGAGGGCUGA
Molecule: messenger RNA, 160 nt
Organism: Cetraspora pellucida
Lineage: Eukaryota; Fungi; Glomeromycota; Glomeromycetes; Diversisporales; Gigasporaceae
Source: the annotation of a GenBank genome assembly